Messenger RNA from Ostertagia ostertagi, 1053 nucleotides. NCBI's taxonomy places the organism in Eukaryota, Metazoa, Nematoda, Chromadorea, Rhabditida, Trichostrongylidae. The record is from the annotation of a GenBank genome assembly.
AUGGUGAUAAAAUACAUAAAUAAACUGGCGCUACUGAAUAUUUCGUUGCUCAAUGAAAUCAACUGGUUUUUGAAGACCGCAGAGAUGGCUCGCGUCUAUGGAAUUCAAUUUCAUGAGGUGUGGAGCAGAGGCUCCCAGUUGCGAGUCGAAUCCAUGAUGUUCCGCCUGGCGCACACGCAAGGAUUUGUGCUACCUUCUGUCACCCCAUCGCAGAGAAUACAGAUGGAAGCUCCUGAACAGCUGCAGUUGAUAAUGGAGCCACUCUCAAAAGUGUACUUUGAUCCAGUCAUUGUCCUUGAUUUUCAAUCUCUGUACCCGUCCAUGGUGAUCGCUUACAACUACUGUUUUUCAACGCUAUUUGGUAAGGUGACAGCCCUUGAAGAAAUGCAUCGUAGCGGUGAACCUGCCAUACAAAUUGGUGCCAUCAAAUACACAGUUCCAAGAUCCGCAUUUGUGGAAUGUGCAACAAAGAAGAUGUUGCAUUGUUCGCCUCUGUCGGCGGCGUUUGUCACCUACUCGAGGCGAAACGGCAUUUUACCAACGCUUUUACGAGAGCGUCUAAAACGAGUUUUGGAUGCUCGUCAGCUAGCGCUGAAGCUCGUGGCUAACGUGACUUACGGGUGUACAUGGGUUGUGUUCUGGAGACGAAGAAGCGGUACGCUGGAUGGAUGUAUCGAGAGUGAGGACGACGAAAAAGUCAGCUGGACGCGAAGUGGAGACCGAUUCGCGAAUAGAGGGAAGAAGGAAGAUACGUGUCUUGGAACGCAGCCUGAGGCUGAUCUUCUCCCAAGACUGGCGAGCUUUGACUAUCUCGACUCCAAGAUUUGCCGUACACCGACUUCGUUCUUUGCCAAGGAAUUCCGCGGACAUUACGCUGAUAACGCUCCCGUUCCACAACUGAAAGUUGCACUACGUCUCGCAGCUGAGAAUCCUGCACACAUUUCCUUGGUUGGAGAACGGAUACCGUAUAUUGUGACUCAAGGCGCUCCCGACGCUACAGUGAUCUCCUGUGUGAGGUCGAUUCCUGACUUUCUGGCAGAUAAAAGUUUGCAG